UUUUUUAAUCAUACAUAUUAGCUACAUAUAAGAAUCAUAUAUCAGAUGAAGUUUCAAAACAACCUAGUUAAGCACCUAACACUUUUGCAUCCUGGCUCCACGACUUACUAGCUCUGCACCCUUGAGCAUGUCACUAAUCUCUCUGGGCCUCCUUCUCCUUAUCUAUAAAACUAGGAUAAUACAUAAAGUUAGUAACAAUACUUAUUAAAUUUUUAAAGCUUAAAUCAACUCUUAUAAGGACUUAACACAAUGACCAGCACAUAAAAAGCGCUCAGUGUAUAUUAGCUUUUCUUUUCCAGCACCCAAACUUGGCUAAAUACAAUACAGUUUUAACCUGGGAUCGCAUGCUCUAACACUGAAUUCCUAUGGAGAGACUUCCUCUCUCCAAAACUGCAUGAAUCCUAUAACACAUAACGAGCAGCUCCUGUCUGUCCAGCCACUGGGGGAUACAAAGAUGACCUGCCCAGGUUCCCUGGCCUCCAGGGCUGGAGACCGUGAGGGUAGGCGCCCGAUACGGAGAGGUCCCUGGUGACGGGAAGGGCUCCCAGGUUCCCACCGCCGGCAUCCUCAGCGCUCGGCCGCCGCCAGAGGGCGCCCUGCGACCUCCGGCACCCGCAGGCCUGGCGACAGGGUCCCGCGCUUGGAGCUAGGACUGAAGGCCGCGCGCCGGAAGGCGGGGACCGGGGCCUCGGCGGGGACACCAGGCUCGGCCUGCAGUCCGCGGAGCGCGAGGGGGCGCUGCGGGGCCGGGCGGGCGCGGCGCGGAGGAAGUGCCGUCUUGGCCACCGCCUCCUGAGCCGCGCCGCGGGGCAGCCAGAGCCGCGCAGGUCGCGAUGUCGUCCCGGCGGGGGCGCGACGACGAGCGGGCCGGGGCCGCGAGGCGGACGCGGGAGCCGGUGGAGGAGGAGGAGCUGCAGCGGCGCCGGGAGCAGAGGCGGCGGCGGCACGACGCGCAGCAGCUGCAGCAGCUCAAGCACCUGGAGUCCUUUUAUGAAAAACCUCCUCCUGGGCUUAUCAAGGUCAGUGUGAAGUUUGUCCUUUUGGGAGUUCUCUUAGACACAUUCAACUCAGUGUUCAGACUCGUUUUACAGAAAUAUAUCCCCUUUUUUUUGUUUUUAGGUUGGCGUUGUAAACGGUAUGGUCACCGAACGGGCGACAAAGAAUGCCCUUUCUUUAUCAAAGGCAACCAAAAGUUAGAACAGUUCAGAGUAGCACAUGAAGAUCCCAUGUAUGACAUCAUACGAGAGAAUAAAAGACAUGAAAAGGAUAUAAGGAUACAACAGUUAAAACAAUUACUGGAGGAUUCCACCUCAGAUGACGAUGGGAGCAGCUCCAGUUCCUCAGAAUGUAAGGAGAAACACAAGAAAAAGAAGAAGAAAGAAAAGCAGAAGAAAAGGAAGAAAGAAAAGAAAAAGAAGAAAAAGCGAAAGCAUAAGUCUUCCAAGUCAAACGCGAGUUCAGACUCGGACUGACAGGAACUUGGCUUUGCAGCGUUCUCGUCUCAGAGCUCAAACACGGGCCAAAGCACGGAGGGACAUGGGGUCAGGGAGGACGCAGAGAGCGACACCAAGGAGGAGGCCACCCGGUGGCACACGUGACUCUCACCUACCUCCCAGUGAGCACGUGACCCCAGAGUGAGUUGUAUGGUCCCAGGUGCUAGCGGCUGAUUUCAGGCAGGAAAGCUCUUUUCAGCGUCCUCCUCCCUGCUGAUCACUGUGGUUUCUGAUUCCUUAGCCAUGUCAGGGUGGCCGGACUAGGGGAGUGUGAGGACGCCCCUCCAGGUGCUGUCACCCUCCAGAGGGAGGCUACUUCACCCCCGUAGACUUCAGGCUUGACUUUUCUCUGCUGUGGAGGAUAAUAAAAAGUCAUUAUUUAUUUUUUAAA
Molecule: messenger RNA, 1884 nt
Organism: Hipposideros armiger (great roundleaf bat)
Lineage: Eukaryota; Metazoa; Chordata; Mammalia; Chiroptera; Hipposideridae
Product: retinitis pigmentosa 9 protein-like
Exons: 5
Coding region: 834-1472 (212 amino acids)
Biological process (GO): RNA splicing
Source: RefSeq, a predicted model, not a curated record